This is a messenger RNA of Clarias gariepinus (North African catfish), 2260 nucleotides long. RefSeq names its product ring finger protein 144ab (gene rnf144ab). Gene Ontology annotation, cellular component: Golgi apparatus; ubiquitin ligase complex; cytoplasm. Gene Ontology annotation, biological process: positive regulation of proteasomal ubiquitin-dependent protein catabolic process; protein polyubiquitination; ubiquitin-dependent protein catabolic process. Lineage: Eukaryota; Metazoa; Chordata; Actinopteri; Siluriformes; Clariidae. The coding region runs from base 214 to 1095 and encodes 293 amino acids. The record is from RefSeq and is a predicted model, not a curated record. Gene Ontology annotation, molecular function: ubiquitin conjugating enzyme binding; ubiquitin protein ligase activity; zinc ion binding. The transcript has 8 exons.
UGCUCUUUAGAGUCACACCACUCAGUAUUACAGUAAUUUCCGUCACUCGGAGAGCUUAAGCAAACUAAUUGUUCUCCGAUUAUAAUCACUACUUCUUUAGCGUCUUCUUAUAAUCAGAACUGUAAUGUGACAGGAUAUUGAGGAGACACGCGAAGAGGAGAUCAUACUGAUCCUGACGGCAUCUUCAGCUGGAGUUCCCCAGAUGCAGGCACCAUGAGCAGCCCUCAAGCCAGUGCCAGUAAGGAUAAGGAUACAGCAACCCUUCUGGCCUGUAAGCUUUGCCUUGAAGAUGUCCUCCUGGAACAUAUGACCACCAUCUCGCAGUGCCAGUGCAGCUUCUGCACCCAGUGUUUGAAGCAGUAUGUAGAGCUACUCAUCAAAGAAGGUUUGCGAACAGGAAUCAGCUGUCCGGAUUCCGCUUGCCCCAAACAGGGACAAUUACUUGAGAAUGAGAUUGAAUCUUUGGUUGCUGUAGAUGCCAUACAGAAGUACAAAAGACUACAGUUUGAGCAAGAGGUGUUUCUGGACCCCUGCCGGACCUGGUGCCCAUCCUCUUCCUGCCAGGCAGUGUGCCAACUGCAGGAAGCAGAGUUACCCAAGCCCCAGCUGGUGCAGUGCCCUAUCUGCAGUCUGCGUUUCUGCUCAGCCUGCCAUGCUGACUGGCACACAGGGCAGGCAUGCCAGGGGUCCCUCCCCAUCAUCACCUCACUUUCCAUAGAGAACAGUAUCAGUGGUAGAACCAAAGAAGAUGCGGCACCAAUCAAGCUCUGUCCGAGGUGUAGCAUAUUUAUCGAGAGAGACGAGGGCUGCGCACAGAUGUUGUGCAAGAACUGCAAGCAUGCCUUCUGCUGGUACUGCCUGGAGUCUCUGGAUGAUGACUUCUUAUUGAUUCACUAUGACAAAGGGCCAUGUCGGAAUAAACUGGGUCAUUCCAGAGCUUCUGUCAUCUGGCAUCGCACACAGGUAGUGGGAAUCUUUGCUGGUUUUGGCCUGCUUCUGCUGGUGGCCUCUCCAUUUCUCCUCCUGGCUACACCUUUCGUCCUUUGCUACAAAUGCAGAUGUGAUCAUGAAGAUGAUGACCCCUUACCCUCCUAGUUCUGCUCUCAGCCGUGAUUAUAGAGCUUCGGCAAUGCUCAGGAAAAUGAUUCAUCCACUUUUGCUGUCCGUGUACUCACUCUGAUCAGGAACAUGAGGCCAUACUCUUACGGAGGAGUCAGGAGACUUCAACUAUUACCAGGCAGAAUGAAACGGUGAUGGUGAAUACCUUUCCUAGGACAGCUACAGCUUCUGUUGACUUACAUCUUGCUUUAUUACUUAAUGUUAUUUACCUUUAAUUAAAAGCUGUAAGAACAGCACAUAAGCUAGGAAGCCAAGUGGCCUGGAUCCUUCUUUCAGCUGACAAUGUGUUUUUAUCUGGUCCUUAUGUUCUCUUUUACAUGCACUUCAGUUUUCUGUACUUGUACAGUUCUUCCAUGGUGCAUUAUAGUUCUUGUCUUGUCUAAAUGUACUUAUGUAAAAGUAAAUACAUUGCUGCUUUAAAUUGUACUCAAGUAAUUAAAGGCUAAAUAAUGUGCUAACACCAGGGUUUUGUGUAAAAUUUAGCCAAAAAUAAGAACAGUAGUUUUGCUUAAAAGCUCAUUUUGCCUAAAAAAUUAAUCUGUAAAUCUUGCAAUGUAGCUAGAAUUUAACUUGCUCUUCUCAUCAAUAUUAGCUACAGCAAUCCAUGCUAGUCUAAAAAGGCUUAGUUAAAUAUAGUCAGCUAUUGCUAGCAAAUUAGUUACACAACCUUCUUUUGGACAAUUGGACUUCUCAUAUGUUUAAUAGCUUGUGACCCUCUGUGUUCAGCUAUUCUACAUCAUGCUAUUCUAUUCACUUCAAUCUGUUUUUUUUUUUGUUAGUAAUGCUUCAAUACUUACAGUAUCAUGUGAUCACAUAUUCUGUCUGUUUCUUUGUGUGAUAAUCAUAUUUUUUUCAUAGUAUUUCCUGUUUCAUGAUCAUGUUUUAUACAGAAAACUCCCAAAGUUGGAAAUCUAGGUCAUUUGUAGUACUGUAGUUUCACUACUAACAAACUGGGUAUAUCUGAGGUAGUCAGUCAGUUAAAAUAUAUGUUUUUCUACUGCAAAUGUUUGGCUUCAGUACCGGAUUUGGUAGAAAUAACAGUUUUAUAUAGAUAGUUCAGUCAGUUUGAUUUCCUUUACAUAUUGUCAUAGUGGCCUACAUGUUACAGCUAAUUAUGUCUUUUGUUUAGACUAUUUUGGCA